Molecule: messenger RNA, 876 nt
Organism: Rhododendron vialii
Lineage: Eukaryota; Viridiplantae; Streptophyta; Magnoliopsida; Ericales; Ericaceae
Product: vacuolar protein sorting-associated protein 25
Exons: 7
Coding region: 185-721 (178 amino acids)
Biological process (GO): protein transport to vacuole involved in ubiquitin-dependent protein catabolic process via the multivesicular body sorting pathway
Cellular component (GO): ESCRT II complex
Molecular function (GO): protein homodimerization activity; structural molecule activity
Source: RefSeq, a predicted model, not a curated record
ACGACACUCCGGCGACUCCGACAGCACUCCGGCGGCGACUCAAAAGUAGUUUUGAUAAUUAGUAGGUUUUGGCAAUUGAUCGGUCCGAAGACUCAAAAACUCACCCGCGAAAUUGAUCUCAAUCGAACAAAAGCCGACAGAUGCAAUUUUAGGUAAUUCAUAAACAAACAAGUGGUAGAGAGAGAUGCAGAAAUUGGGAGAAUUCAAGCUGCCCAACUUCUUCAACUACCCGCCGUACUUCACCUUGCAGCCAGUUAAGGACACGCGGGAGAAGCAGAUUCAACUUUGGAAGGAGCUCAUACUUGAUUACUGUAAAACCCAAAAGGUUUUUAUAGUUGAACCGGAAGGAUUUCCUCUGUUUACAAAUUCUGGAAUUGAAAGGUCUCUAAGCCAUGAAGCUAGGGAAGUGUUUCUCUCAACCUUAGUUUCCGAAGGACGUGCAGAAUGGAUGGACAAGGGACAUAGGAAAUGUCUUAUCCUCUGGCACCGCAUUCAAGAAUGGGCUGAUUUAAUUUUUCGCUUUGUGAAAGAUAAUGGCUUGGAAGAUAGCGUUAUGACAGUUGAGGAAAUUCGUUCAGGGACUGAAUCCCGUGGCACAGACCUUCAUGGGAUUGACCGCACAGUACUAAUGCGAGCUUUGAAGCUAUUAGAACACAAGGGGAAGCUCGCAAUCUUCAAAGGAACUUCAGCUGAUGAUGAGGGCGUGAAAUUUUCCAUCUAGUGCUCUCCUCCGUUUCGGUUCAACUAGCGUUUGAUUCAUGUUUGCUCUAUGUAUACUAGUGUAAUUUUUUUAGUUGAUUAUGUUCUCUAUACAUUAUUGUGAUUUCGGUUGAUGACCGUCUGAUCCAAUGGAAAUAAGUGGCCUUGUUUGUUUGA